AUGGGGACUCUAGGAUGGAUAGUGUUCUUGUGCAUCGCCAGCAGUGCUAGAUCGGAUGACACGUUUUACAACGAAACUGCUUCUGCUACACCAACUAUUGGUAGCUUGUUUGGAUAUGCUUUCGAGAUGCUCAUGGCAAAGCUAGACCAUAUGCCGCAAAGUGUUCUGCAACUACAGAUCGAGUUGGCCAAGCAGCGGGAAGAGGUUGCGGAAAGCAAGGCGCACAUGACCGUGGGACUGGACCAAAUGCAGCACAGUUUUCUGGAGCUACAGACCGAAUUGGCCAAGCACCGGGAAGAGGCUGCGCGAAGCCAAGCUGACACCAAGGAGCACAUGACCGUGGGACUAGACCAAAUGCAGCAGAGUUUUCUGGAGCUACAGAACGAAUUGGCCAAGCACCGGGAAGAGGUUGCGCAAAGCCAAAAUGACAGCAAGGCGCACAUGACCGUGGGACUGGACCAAAUGCAGCACAGUUUUCUGGAGCUACAGACCGAAUUGGCCAAGCACCGGGAAGAGGCUGCGCGAAGCCAAGCUGACACCAAGGAGCACAUGACCGUGGGACUAGACCAAAUGCAGCAGAGUUUUCUGGAGCUACAGAACGAAUUGGCCAAGCAGUGGAAAGAGGCUGCGCGAAGCCAAAAUAACAGCGAUAAGAGCCUGGUCGACAUUAAGAGGGCCGUGCAGAACAAUUUCGAUUCGAUGCGUCAAUGGGAGGAUGAUGUUGGACGCAACUUCACUCUCCUACAGGACCGAUCAUGGCAGAUCUUGACGCAAAUACUUACGCGUGUUACAACGAAGACCAAUCCUCUUUCACAUUUACCCUUUCGCUCGUGCAGUGAUAUUUGGAAUGAACAGUCUGGGGCCUAUAUUAUCCAGGUGAACGAUGAAAGUAACCCUUUUAUGGCGUACUGUCACCGGGAUAUGAAGGGUAAAGGCAUCUGGUUGGUGAUACAGCACCGAUUCGAUGGAUCGCUAAACUUCUAUCGCAACUGGACCGAGUAUCGGAAUGGUUUUGGUGACAUUGAGAAGGAGUUCUGGAUCGGACUGGAACGACUAUAUCAGCUGACAUCGGGGCGACCCCAUGAACUGAUGGUUGAGCUGAGAAACAGUAACGGGACUUAUAAAUUUGCACUCUACACGGCAUUCGAGAUCGGCAGUGAAACCGAACAAUACAAUCUGAAAACCCUUGGAGAGUACAACGGAACUGCAGGGGAUUCUCUGUCACAACACAAGAAUAUGAAAUUCUCGACGUUUGAUCGUGAUAAUGACUUAGGAAACGGAAAUUGUGCUGAAUCAUUUGAGAGUGCCUGGUGGUACAAUGACUGUUAUCAUUCCAAUUUGAACGGGCGAUACAAAGAUAUAGACAAAAGAAACUUGAACAAUUGGAACACAUUCACUAGAGAAGGACUGGCCUUCUCAAGAAUGAUGAUACGACCAAAAGAAUAA
Molecule: messenger RNA, 1446 nt
Organism: Anopheles cruzii
Lineage: Eukaryota; Metazoa; Arthropoda; Insecta; Diptera; Culicidae
Product: fibroleukin-like
Exons: 1
Coding region: 1-1446 (481 amino acids)
Source: RefSeq, a predicted model, not a curated record